Molecule: messenger RNA, 853 nt
Organism: Sinocyclocheilus rhinocerous
Lineage: Eukaryota; Metazoa; Chordata; Actinopteri; Cypriniformes; Cyprinidae
Product: adhesion G protein-coupled receptor L1-like
Exons: 4
Coding region: 541-843 (100 amino acids)
Biological process (GO): signal transduction
Molecular function (GO): carbohydrate binding
Source: RefSeq, a predicted model, not a curated record
AAGAGGAUCACCCUCAGCUCAUCGUCUCAUUGCAAUACCCUUGACGAUCAACAGUUCAUCGCGUAAAUGCCUCUAAACCCGCGCGAUUAUUAGUCGGAGCGCGCGACGUCGAGUCGCAGAUCUUCGCUUGCGCUCAUAAUGACUAAUAAACCAAAACGAUUGUCGUCUUCACUCAUGGAUGCUCUUAAUGUUGUAUGUUGAUUUGUCUUAUCGACAGGGUCAGGAGACUGUAUUCAUAUUGGAUUAUAGCAUUGCCCGUGUUUAUUAUUCCUCCUGCGUGUUUGUGACUGAAGACGCUCCAUAUAGGGUGGAUUAUUCCCGCUUUUGAAUAUCAUGUUUUUGGCCCUUUUAUCGUCUGGAAAGAUGGCAGCUGAUUAAAUUUUAAUCUUGAUGCAUUCUGGCGACACGGGAGGAGAAGAGGAGAAGCGAGUGAAUCGGGGAGGAGAGGGCGAGGAGAUGUAGGGUGGAUACAGAAGGUUCAGCUGACGUUACAGGAGACUGUCCCGCCCCUUUCACCUUGUCCGUUCCUCUGUCCUUACUAUGGCGCUGUCACUCUGGAUACUGUGGAUGAGUCCUGUUUUGCUUAGCAACAUCGCUCCCUCCGAACAAGGUCUGAGUCGAGCGGCGAUGCCCUUCGGUCUGAUGAGGAGAGAGCUGGCGUGUGAGGGAUACCCCAUCGAGCUGCGCUGCCCAGGAAGUGAUGUCAUCAUGAUCGAGACGGCCAACUACGGCCGCACCGACGACAAGAUCUGCGACGCCGACCCCUUCCAGAUGGAGAACGUGCAGUGCUACCAGCCAGACGCGUUCAAGAUCAUGUCACACAGGUGUAAUAACAGUGUGUGAUAAUCAUGAU